AUGGCAGUGCCUGGGUAUUACGAGCUAUAUCGUAGAAGUACUAUAGGAAACAGUUUGGUGGAUGCUCUUGAUACUUUGAUUAGUGAUGGCAGAAUAGAAGCUUCGCUGGCUAUGCGUGUGUUAGAGACGUUUGACAAAGUUGUCGCAGAAACCUUAAAGGAUAAUACCCAAUCCAAACUGACAGUAAAGGGUAACCUUGACACGUAUGGGUUUUGCGAUGAUGUUUGGACCUUCAUUGUGAAGAAUUGUCAGGUUACUGUUGAGGACAGCCAUCAUGAUGCUUCCCAGAACGGGUCUGGGGACAGUCAAAGCGUAAUUUCUGUAGAUAAGUUGAGAAUUGUGGCAUGUAAUUCAAAAAAAAGCGAAUAG
Molecule: messenger RNA, 369 nt
Organism: Saccharomyces kudriavzevii IFO 1802
Lineage: Eukaryota; Fungi; Ascomycota; Saccharomycetes; Saccharomycetales; Saccharomycetaceae
Gene: TOA2
Product: transcription initiation factor IIA subunit gamma
Exons: 1
Coding region: 1-369 (122 amino acids)
Biological process (GO): RNA polymerase II preinitiation complex assembly; transcription initiation at RNA polymerase II promoter
Cellular component (GO): transcription factor TFIIA complex
Molecular function (GO): TBP-class protein binding; RNA polymerase II general transcription initiation factor activity
Source: RefSeq, a predicted model, not a curated record